Homalodisca vitripennis (glassy-winged sharpshooter) is the source of this 4188-nucleotide messenger RNA. RefSeq names its product erythroid differentiation-related factor 1. The record is from RefSeq and is a predicted model, not a curated record. Lineage: Eukaryota; Metazoa; Arthropoda; Insecta; Hemiptera; Cicadellidae. Bases 224 to 3760 code for a protein of 1178 amino acids. The transcript is spliced from 22 exons. Gene Ontology annotation, biological process: positive regulation of DNA-templated transcription.
GUAAACAAGGAAUGUUCCGAGUGGUGCAGGUGCUAUGUCGGUGUGUUUAAAAUUAGCAACAAUAGCUCAGUUUAACGUUAGGAUUAGAAUUUUGGCUCAAUUAUUUAUGAUGUGAUUUGUUGUCAGAUUAGUAUGUCAUUGUUCGUAGCUUGUAUUAAUCUCUUAAUAAAUAUUAGAAUGACAUGAAAUUAUAGGUUAUUGUAGGUAAUGUAAAUGCUUUGCGAUGGCUCCAACAAAUGAACAACAGCAGGCCGUUAAAGAUGAAAACAGUAAGGAGAACAAAGAGAAAGGGAAGAAUGCUAACAAUGACAUAGAACAUGUUAAGUCAAGAGCUGUCGUCAAGUAUUCUGCUGUCCAAGUGCCUUCAAAUUUUGCACGUCUACAAUGCAAUACCGACCUCAAUUUGCCGCCAUCCAACUGGCUUACAAGUUCUGCGGAGUCUUAUGGGCUUCAACAUGUUCUCUCAAAAUCCACAGGUUUUUCCAGUUUCCGGAUGGCGCAUAUGUUUCCGGACUGUAUGGGCGAGGUCGAUGUGGUAUCUGAUGCAGAGAACAUCAAGAAACUUCUAAAAAUACCAUACAGUAGGGAUGCGGUGAGUAUGAUGGUGCAUUGCAUUGAGAAGACAUUGCUCAUUGAUGAGUUUGAUAUCCACAAACAUCUGCUCCGCACGUCAGAGUCCGAUUGGGAAUGGUUACGCAAAUUCUUUGUUGAACAGGUUCUUCAGACUCUAAGUGAAAAGGAUGUUGGUAUCUCUACCAAGAACAAGAGCAGACAUGCUCUUCAGCAGAGAGCUCUGGUAUCCAAGUUCCUACAUUACAGCCUUGCCGAGCCGGAGCAGGAGAAUGAGCCAGUAGCAGGGCCGUCUCAUGAUCAACAUUCUCAGGAAACUCUUACCAAGAUCUGGCCGCCUCUACCUGAGCCUAGACUGGAGGAAGAGACGCCGGAUCCAGCCACUGAACACACCUUUAACCGCAAUGUCGUUUGGACUUUCGAGGAUAUCCAAAUGCUCUUGGGAACAGAUCUCCCAAUAUUUGGUGGCCCCACCCAUCCUUGCAUCAGUCUCAGGCUCAGAGAUAUGGCCAAGCCAAUCAGUGUAUUGACUGGGAUUGACUACUGGUUGGAUAACCUGAUGUGCAACGUACCUGAGGUGAUUAUGUGUUUCCAUCUGGACGGAAUUGUGCAACGCUAUGAACUAGUCAAGACCGAGGAUCUGCCACAGCUGCCUGACUCACAGUUCUCGCCCAAUAUCAUCCGUGACGUAGCACAGAACAUACUGUCUUUUCUCAAGACCAAUGCUACAAAGGCAGGUCACACCUACUGGCUUUUCAAAGGUAAGGACCAGGACAUAGUAAAGCUGUACGAUCUGACCAGUCUGUGCUCAGAUGGACUCAUGAAGGAUGGGCAGAACCCCUUUACAGUCCCAGUAGCUAUGCUGUUCUACAGGGUGGCUCGCAAUAUGAAACAUUCCACCGAGCCUUCCUCCAUGAAACCGGGAACCAUCAGGGCUCUUCUCAAGAACUGUGUGUCUCUCCUACCCAGGGAGAAAUAUCCUCAGAUAGUGACAUCGGCCCACUACAUGUUGUCAGACCUGUACAUGCCUUUGACUGAGGAAAUUAAGGAUGAACCAGUGUCUCCAGAGCCCUCCGGUGAGGAUGAGGAUGAGGAGCAGAACACUUCGCCCAUCCAGAGUCUGACAAUAUCAAACGACAUGCAGCCACCUCCUUUGCCGAGGUAUGUGCCUCCUCCUCCUGUGGUAGGCAGCAUAGCUCAGAGGGCUGGUCCUGCUCUGGAACAUGUCUUGGCAGGACUGCAAUGUUUGCCAUUCUUUGAGAUUUCAGACCCAACUACAGACAAGACAGAAAAGAAUGAGCCAGACCAGGAGCCCAAGAUGGCUCAAUCACAUCAACCUAUACCGAUGCCUUACAGUUCCUUGACACCAGAAAAGACAAAAGAAAACAAAACCAAAGAAGUAAAACCAUCGUCAAAUAAAAGAAAACACAAGAAGAAAAAACAUGAAAACAAGCGAUCUGAAAAACCAAGUAAAGUAAAAGCAAGUGAAUCUUCUCCAGAGGAAGAAAAUAAAGAAAGCAGCAUUUUGGAUCAGUUUCCUGUUUAUUUUUGGAAUUCUGACAAGAAGGCCCUGUUGAAGAAGCAACAGGUAAUGGCUAUGCCUACCUGGGAGACCAUAGACACAAUGGACAAUGCGUCUUGGAAAGACCAUCUUAGGACACUCCUGUACGAGAAAGCGUGUCUGGUGUUCUACCAGUUGGCAGAAGAGGCUUACAAAGAAGAAAGGCACGGUCAUUUACUGCGGUACGUGAGACGGGUGUUACUGUGUCACACACACAUGGCACGGGGCUGUGGUCGCUGCCACACACUGAUCAGCGCAAUGUUGGGUCGUGCAGGUGACAGCUGCUUUCACAUAGCACAGAACUGGCUCCAUGCUGAGGCUUACUUCUCAGACUACAGCCAGCAAACUGAGGUAGACAAGGCUCUUGAUGAGGAGAUGGCUUUGGACAUACCCAACUGUGAAUAUCCUUAUGAGUGUAUCCUGAUUCCGAAGAAGUUUGAAUCCAAGGAGCAGAUGCUGUUGAGUGCUUGCAGCUGUUACCAGCAGGCUCUCAUGCUUAGACCUUGUGAUGCCUUGCGGAGUCGGCUUGGUAAUGUGCACAACGAACUCAGUGGCAUCUAUAUGAACAAGAUAAUGGAGACAGACCUAACAAAGUUAAAUGAGAUUGCAACAAAAACUCAAUUGGAUACCCUGAUCACUCUGGCCCAGCAUCACUUGAAUCUGGGUAAAGCACAGUUUGCUGAGAUGAACCAGGCCAACAAUCUUGCACUGCUGUACUCCAAUGCAGGCCGACUCAAUCGGUUGCAGGCUCAUUUUCGGAUAAAUCCUCUCCAACCCAGCCUUAAACCCGUGGAGCGUAUGUAUUAUGAAAAGGCCAUACAGCAGUAUCAAGACGGGCUCAAGACCCUGGGUAACCGGAAGUCUGAACCGGCAGUGUGGGAUACCAUCAUGUUCGAACUGUCGUCCACGGUGUAUACCAUGGCCACCCUGUACCAGGACAAUCCUCCUUCCAUGGGAGAAAAGUCGCAAGAGGAAGUCGAACGAGAGUCAAUAGAACUAUUAACUAGGGCUUUACAAGCGCAAGAUCUCGAUGACCAAGACCCAGUACGCCAUGAUAUUUACCACAAUCGGGCUGCUAUGCUACAUUAUCGUUUGGGCUCUUUCUAUCAGCAUAUGUACAGAACAAAACCAAUGGAAGAUUCCAAAAGGAAGAAUGUACUUCGCCUGGUCAAUUUACACUAUGACAAAAGUGCCUUACUGAUGGAUGUUUCUCAAUAUCCCCUUGAGAACCUGAGACUUUGGUUGGAACGUUUUGCCUUACAGGACUUUUUUUCUGAAAAUAGUAACACUAACAACGGAAAGGUGAAAGCUUUGCAGCUUGGCCUAGACUACUUGCUAAGUUCAAAAACAGCAGUAGAGUCAAUCAUCAAACGUUCUAGACAAGGAAAUGAAUCGGAGACGCAACCACAAUUGCAAGAAGAGAAAGAUCUUCUUGAAUUACUUGAGUCAAGACUUCAAUUUGUUCUCAAGUCUCUAGCAAAGCUUGCUUUGUCCAGUACAAACCCCAAAGUGUCGAGUUUGGCAGCUACUUACAAGGAAAUGUACAGUUUUACCCUGAAGAAGAAACCACAAGUAUUUCUUCCAAAGCACCUUCAUGCAACACUGGAGGCCAUAGAGCAACUUCGGUGAUGUUCCGACAGUUGUAACCACCUCUUUUAUUGUAAUGUAACUGGUGCUCAUUGUAGACUUAACUAACAUAUAAGUUUUACAAUUUUAAUUAGUAAUAGUUAAUGACUAAAGUUAAGCUUAGUUUAUACAAUGUAUAUUCAUGUAUACAUGUAAUAUAAUUUUUACACUGUCUGAUUUUAUACAAUCAAUACUUAAUUUGUAAUACGCUGUGAAUAAUGUUAAGAUUUUACACUGUUUAUGUCAAGCAAUAUAAGAGUGUAAAUCGUUCAUAUACAAACAGUUAUAGUUUUGUUUUAAUUUUACAAAUGUGAUGGACUGAUUAGAUCUCAUAGUUUUACAUUAUUUGGUAACUUUACCAUUUAUUUUUACAUAAUUAAAAGCACUGUUUUAUGUGUACCACUAAUUUUUGAUAAAAACAUGAAUUAUUA